Messenger RNA from Acanthosepion pharaonis, 2061 nucleotides. The record is from the annotation of a GenBank genome assembly. Lineage: Eukaryota; Metazoa; Mollusca; Cephalopoda; Sepiida; Sepiidae.
AUGUCUUCAUCACUUACAAUCUAUCUAUCUAUCUAUCUAUCUAUCUAUCUAUCUAUCUAUCUAUCUAUCUAUCUAUCUAUCUAUUCAGUAUUUAUCUGUCUAUCUGUUAGGUUUCUAUCUAUUCAGUUUGUUUCUUUCUAUCUAUUUAUCUAUCUAUCUAUGUAUUUGUUCCGUUUUUAUUUAUUUAAUAUCUAUCUAUCUAUCUAUCUAUCUAUCUAUCUAUCAAUUCAGUUUGAUUCUAUCUAUUUAUCUAUCUAUCAAUUCAGUUUGUUUCUAUCUAUCUAUCUAUCUAUCUAUUUUUUCUAUCUAUCUAUCUAUUUAUCUAUCUAUCUGUUAUGUUUCUACCUAUUCAGUCUGUUUCUAUCUAUCUAUCUAUCUAUCUAUCUAUCUAUCUAUCUAUUAUGUUUCUAUCUACUCAGUCUGUUUCUUUCUAUCUAUCUAAUUAUCUAUCUAUCUAUGCAUUUGUUCCGUUUUUAUUUAUUUAAUCUUUUUCCAUCUAUCUAUCUAUCUAUCUAUCUAUCUAUCUAUCUAUCAAUUCAGUUUUCUGUUUCUAUCUAUCUAUCUAUUCAGUUUGAUUCUAUCUAUUUAUCUAUCUAUCAAUUCAGUUUCUAUCUAUUUAUCUAUCUAUCUAUCUAUCUAUCUGUUCUGUUUCUACCUAUUCAGUCUGUUUCUAUCUAUCUAUCUAUCUAUCUAUCUAUCUGUUAUGUUUCUAUCUAUUCAGUCUGUUUCUUUCUAUCUAUCUAUUUAUCUAUCAAUCUAUCUAUGCAUUUGUUCCGUUUUUAUUUAUUUAAUCUUUUUCCAUCUAUCUAUCUAUCUAUCUAUCUAUCUAUCUAUCUAUCUAUCUAUCAAUUCAUUUUGAUUCUAUCUAUUUAUCUAUCUAUCUAUCAAUUCAGUUUGUUUCUAUCUAUCUAUCAAUCUAUCUAUCUAUCUAUUUGUUCUGUUUCUACCUAUUUAGUCUGUUUCUAUCUAUCUAUCUAUCUAUCUAUCUAUCUAUCUAUCAAUUCAUUUGUUUCUAUCUAUCUAUCUAUCUAUCUAUCUAUUCAGUUUGAUUCUAUCUAUUUAUCUAUCUUUCAAUUCAGUUUGUUUCUAUCUAUCUAUUUGUUCUGUUUUUACCUAUUCAGUCUGUUUCUAUCUAUCUAUCUAUCUAUCUAUCUAUUCAGUUUGAUUCUAUCUAUUUAUCUAUCUUUCAAUUCAUCUGAUCUAUCUAUCUAUUUAUCUAUCUAUCUAUCAUCUAUCUAUUCAUCUGUUUCUAUCUAUCUAUCUAUCUAUCUCUCUAUCUAUCUAUCUAUCUAUCUAUCUAUUCAGUUUGAUUCUAUCUAUUUAUCUAUCUUUCAAUUCAGUCUGUUUCUAUCUAUUUAUCUAUCUGUGAUUAUUCUUUUGAGUGUUGUGGGUAAUAUUUUUUACCCUCAUCCUGCCCUGUCGAUUCCGACCCCAGUCUGUUCUUUUAUUCAUAUCAACCUGCCUCUUUGUUUCUAUCUAUCUAUCUAUCUAUCUAUCUAUUUGUUCUGUUUUUACCUAUUUAGUCUGUUACUAUCUAUCUAUAUAUUCAGUUUGAUUCUAUCUAUUUAUCUAUCAAUUCAGUUUGUUUCUAUCUAUCUAUCUAUUUGUUCUGUUUUUACCUAUUUAGUCUGUUUCUAUCUAUCUAUUCAGUUUGAUUCUAUCUAUUUAUCUAUCUAUCAAUUCAGUUUGUUUCUAUCUAUCUAUCUAUCUAUCUAUCUAUCUAUCUAUCUAUCUAUCUAUCUAUUCUGGAACAGCCGAGAGGACAACUGGAUCUAUCUAUCUAUCUAUCUAUCUAUCUAUCUAAGCAUUAUAGUUUAUAUCUAUCUAUCUAUCUAUCUAUCUAUCUAUCUAUCUAUCUAUCUAUCUCUCUUUCUCUCUCUCUCUCUCUCUCUCAAGGCUUAUCUCUUUCUGCAGCGCCAUCUAUCAAUCUUCUUGUGUACAAUAUAUUUUUUAUCUCCCUUUUCUUAUCUCUUCAGAUUUUGCAUUAAAAAAACCGGCCAUUCUUUCUCGGCUUUCGUCUUAUCGUCCUUUUUUUUAAACUUUCCUCUGGAUUCCCACUAA